Molecule: messenger RNA, 830 nt
Organism: Vigna umbellata (rice bean)
Lineage: Eukaryota; Viridiplantae; Streptophyta; Magnoliopsida; Fabales; Fabaceae
Source: RefSeq, a predicted model, not a curated record
CUGAACAGAGUUCCUAUCAUCUUAGCCUAUUUUAGGAAUACUCAUCUGUUUCUUACCUUUCAUGUCUUUAUUGAGUUUGCAUAACAUCUACUAUUUGUGAACUUUAUUUCACUGAAUAGAGUUCCUAUCCUCUUAGCCUAUUUUCAUUUCUCUGCUAUGGUGCUUUUUAGCUGGAAAGCAUAUGUGAGGAUACAGAAACUGUGGACAAAAAGCUGAACCUGAUGAACUUUGUUCCUACUCUUCGGUCUGGUGAGUGGAGUGAUAUUGGAGAACGCCCUUCCAUGGAGGAUACACACAUAUGCAUUGGAGAUUUGGCCAGAAAAUUUGGCAAUAACGAACUUUCUGAGGAAGCUAUUUCCUUUUAUGGUGUAUUUGAUGGACACGGAGGGAAGAGUGCUGCACAAUUUGUUCGUGAUCAUCUACCACAGGUGAUUGUUGAGGAUGCUGACUUUCCUUUGGAACUUGAGAAGGUUGUAACAAGGUCAUUUUUGGAGACUGAUGCAGAGUUUGCAAGAUCGUGUUCUAUUGAGUCUUCCCUAUCUUCUGGCACAACUGCACUGACUGCAAUUAUAUUUGGAAGGUCUUUACUUGUAGCCAAUGCUGGAGACUGUCGUGCUGUGUUAUCCCGUGGCGGCCGAGCUGUAGAAAUGUCCAAAGAUCACAGACCAUUGUGCAUGAAAGAAAGGAUGAGGAUUGAGUCAGUAGGUGGAUAUAUAGAUGAUGGUUACCUGAAUGGUCAGUUAGGUGUGACUCGUGCUCUAGGGGACUGGCAUCUUGAAGGAAUGAAGGAGAUGAAUGGAAAACAUGGACCAUUGAGUGCUGAGCCUGAA